Saxophila tyrrhenica is the source of this 831-nucleotide messenger RNA. RefSeq lists its product as uncharacterized. NCBI's taxonomy places the organism in Eukaryota, Fungi, Ascomycota, Dothideomycetes, Mycosphaerellales, Extremaceae. The record is from RefSeq and is a predicted model, not a curated record. The transcript has 3 exons. Gene Ontology annotation, cellular component: nucleus. Bases 1 to 831 code for a protein of 276 amino acids. Gene Ontology annotation, molecular function: protein tag activity; ubiquitin-like protein ligase binding. Gene Ontology annotation, biological process: protein sumoylation.
AUGGUCGCCUACGCCAACUUCACCCCAGAACCACCACCAAGGGCUGCCAUCCGCGCCCGCAAUGAGACGGAGGAUCAGCACGAAGACAUCCCGGAAGCCGACCGCUACGUCUACGUUAUCAUCAAGGAUGCGCACGACUCUCAUGGGCCUGGCAUGAUCUUCAAGCUCGGCUUCCUGGAGGCCUUCAAGAACUGCCUAGACACCUUCAGAGUCAAGUCCUGCCCGAAUUGCCGCCCCGUCAGCGACAUCCGCUUCAAGACUCACAACCAGAUCUUCGCAGACAUCACCACCCCUAAGAGAAUCGGCUUCUGGCACAACACAACCACCACGAUCCGCGCUUACUCGAACGUCCCGGGCAUGCAAUGCUCAAAGUGCAAGAUCCAAGGCUACCCAAGUUCGACCGUACCGACCAAAGCUGUGCCGCAGACGAUGACGAGUGUCCCGAAGAACGAAGUCGUCGCCCUUCGCGUCCGCGACCUAACAGGCUUCGAGAUGGAGGUGAAGAUGAUGAACAUAACCCCCUUCAGCUUCCUCAUGGAGCAGUACGCCACCAAAGCCUGGCGCAAGAUGAGUGACCUUCGCUUCCUGCUCGACGAAGAGAAGCUUCUCAAGACCGAGACGCCCAAGAAGCUCGAUCUUUCGAACGGAGACCUCAUCGACGUGUACUUCGAGCAACUCGGUGGCCGAAAGCAAAGCCUAGAUUCUCGAGCGCAGCGGCGGUACCUCACAGGAUUUUUGGGUGUUAUGGAUGGGGAGGUCACGGCGAGGACUUGGUUCGGGGGCCGUCAGUCGGGCAACAGCAGGGCAGGCACGACGAACGUGGGGACAUGA